GUUCCUUCGCCAGCCAUGGCGCCGCCCGCCGCCCGCCUGCUCGUGCUGCUCUGGGCCUUCGCCGCCGCCCGCGACGCCUCCGACUCGGCGCUGUUUAACGAAGAAGUGAAACGGACGGUGGACCUGAGCAGCCACCUGGCCAAAGUGACGGCCGAUGUGACCCUGGCGCACCCGGGAGGCGCGGCGCCCGCCGCCGCCUCCUUCCUGGUGGCCCUGGAGCCCGAGCUGGAGGCCCAGAUGGCCCACCUCGGGGUCCAGGUGAAGGGAGAAGAAGAAGAGGAGAACACCUUAGAGGUGCGAGAGACGAAAAUUAAAGGUAAAAGCGGCACAUUUUUCACCGUGAAGCUCCCCUCUCCCCUGACUGCUGGAGCCAAGAUCCGUGUGUCGAUCGAAACGGUCUUCACCCACGCCCUGCAGCCCUACCCAACCCAGAUCACCCAGGCAGAGAAGCAGUUUGUGGUGUUUGAGGGGAACCACUAUUUCUACUCACCUUACCCUACCAAGACACAGACCAUGCGUGUGAAGCUGGCCUCCCGCAACAUCGAGAGCUACACCAAACUGGGCAACCCCACGCGCUCCGAGGACAUGCUAGAGUAUGGGCCUUUCAAGGAUAUCCCGGCUUUCAGUCAGGAUCCUUUCAAAGUGCAUUAUGAGAAUAACAGCCCCUUCCUGACCAUCACCAGUAUGACUCGAGUCAUUGAAGUUUCUCACUGGGGCAAUAUUGCCGUGGAGGAAACUGUGGACUUGAAACACACGGGAGCUGUGCUUAAAGGGCCUUUCUCCCGAUAUGACUAUCAACGACAGCCAGACAGCGGGAUUUCUUCUGUCAAGUCUUUCAAGACCAUCCUCCCUGCUGCCGCUCAGGAUGUCUACUACCGAGAUGAGAUUGGAAAUGUUUCCACCAGCCACCUUCUGAUCCUGGAUGACUCUGUGGAGAUGGAGAUCCGGCCCCGCUUCCCGCUCUUCGGGGGAUGGAAGACCCACUACAUCAUUGGCUACAACCUGCCGAGCUACGAAUACCUCUAUAAUCUGGGUGAUCAGUAUGCCCUGAAGAUGAGGUUUGUGGAUCAUGUGUUUGAUGAGCAAGUGACCGAUGCUCUCACUGUGAAGAUAAUCCUGCCAGAAGGGGCCAAGAACAUCCAUGUCGACAGCCCCUAUGAGAUCAACCGGGCCCCGGAUGAGUUGCACUACACCUACCUGGACACAUUUGGCCGGACUGUGCUUGUGGCCCAUAAGAACAACCUGGUAGAGCAGCAUAUUCAGGACAUUGUGGUGCACUACACAUUCAAUAAGAUCCUCAUGCUUCAGGAGCCCUUGCUGGUGGUUGCAGCUUUUUAUAUCCUGUUCUUCACAGUAAUCCUCUAUGUGAGGCUGGACUUUUCCAUCACCAAGGAUCCAGCCGCUGAAGCCCGGAUGAAGGUGGCCUGCAUUACGGAGCAGGUACUGACCCUGGUUAAUAAGAGAUUGGGCCUGUACCGCCAUUUCGACGAAGCUAUCAAUAAGUACAAGCAGUCCCGCGACAUAUCCACCCUCAACAGUGGCAAGAAGACCUUGGAGACUGAGCACAAGGCCCUGACCAAUGAGAUUGCCUCACUGCAGGCCCGACUGAAGACUGAGGGCUCCGACUUAUGCGAUAAAGUCAGCGAGAUCCAGAAAUUUGACAGCCAGGUGAAGGAUCUGGUGCUGAAGUCAUCUGGAGAAGCAGAGAGGCUGGUGGCUGGCAAGCUCAAGAAAGACACCUACAUCGAGAACGAGAAACACCAUUCAGCCAAACGACAGGAUCUAGUCUCCAAAAUCGACAGCAUCCUCGAUGCUUUGUAACUGCGGUACUGCCACGUUGGGGAGGGAACAACUCCCAUGUGCGAUCAAUGGUCCCUGAGUGUGCUCGUGCCCUGAGCCGCAGCAGUUGAUGCCCCCUGGGGUGGCGGGGGUGGGUGGGGGGUGGGGGAUUAGAGAUGUGUUGGAUUGAAUGUGGAAGUGGGGGAUUUUGAUGGCCCCAAUUUUUCAAAUGGUGAGGGUUUUUGAAAUUGGCUCUCCCCAAUCCUUUGUGUUCCUGGAAGAGGUUGAGAGCAUACAGGGUUGAGUAGGGCUACCUGUCUCACCUGAAGAGCCUGAAAAGACCUUUCCUUUUUUUCUUUAUAUCUUUUUUGUUUUCUCUCUCUCUCUCUCUCUCUUUUUUUUUUUUUUAAGCAAGGUAAGAAGGUAAGCCUUUCAGAACCUUUUGGGAAGGAAACUGAGCUGUGGAUUUUUUUUUUAUUUUUGUGCAGAAAUUGAAUUGUUAAAUGCAGUGUUCUAGAGUGAACCUGGAAAACUUCUAGUAUGUGCCCUUCCAGCUUGCGAUGUUUUUGUUCGUUUGUGUAUAUGUGCGUGCGUGUUUAAAAUUGCUUGUGAGACCAAAUUGAAAUAAACCAGGGACUGUGAAUGUUUGGUAAA
Ornithorhynchus anatinus (platypus) is the source of this 2433-nucleotide messenger RNA. It is a transcript of the gene RPN1, whose product is annotated as ribophorin I. NCBI's taxonomy places the organism in Eukaryota, Metazoa, Chordata, Mammalia, Monotremata, Ornithorhynchidae. Bases 16 to 1821 code for a protein of 601 amino acids. Gene Ontology annotation, cellular component: membrane; oligosaccharyltransferase complex. The transcript has 10 exons. The record is from RefSeq and is a predicted model, not a curated record.